AUGAGGCACGAAGAACGAGGAAGGGCCAGGGUGGGACACGAUGGCCCAGUCACCCCACCCCCUCCUCGGGCUCACACAGGCCAGUCCAGCUGCACCCAGCAUCCCGGUCAAAUGUUGGACGUGUACUGUCGAAACUGUGAGGAGGUUGUGUGCCGUGACUGCAUUUUAUUUGGUAAGCAUUCCAGCCACCCUUACGACAAGCUGGAAGUGGCUGCAGACGAUCACCGCGACAUGGUUAGACAGAAACUGAAUGCACUUCUGAAAAAGCACCCAUUGGUACAAAAGUGUGCAGCUGAUGCCAAGAUGACCCGCUGCAAUGCGGAAGAGAGCUGUGAGGUUGUGUGUGACAAAAUUGCAGAGUCGUAUGAUAGGGUUCUGAGCAUGGUCGAACAAAAGAAAAAGCGCAAUAUCCAACAGUUCCGUGAUGCCGCAAAUGCAAAAGUGAUGGAACUUGAUGAAAACGAAGCAAGCCUCACUGCGAUUUCAUCUGAAAUGAGUGCAGUUAAGAGCAUGGUUGAACGCGGGCUACAGAAUUUGGGGGUACGCAGAGUUCAUCGCUAG
This is a messenger RNA of Geodia barretti, 561 nucleotides long. The record is from the annotation of a GenBank genome assembly. NCBI's taxonomy places the organism in Eukaryota, Metazoa, Porifera, Demospongiae, Tetractinellida, Geodiidae.